Messenger RNA from Brassica oleracea var. oleracea, 444 nucleotides. RefSeq lists its product as uncharacterized. Gene Ontology annotation, molecular function: hormone activity. The transcript has 2 exons. Gene Ontology annotation, cellular component: extracellular region. Bases 1 to 444 code for a protein of 147 amino acids. Gene Ontology annotation, biological process: regulation of leaf morphogenesis; root development; regulation of root development. NCBI's taxonomy places the organism in Eukaryota, Viridiplantae, Streptophyta, Magnoliopsida, Brassicales, Brassicaceae. The record is from RefSeq and is a predicted model, not a curated record.
AUGCCCUCCCGCAGCAAGGAUGGAUUCUACACAGAACCGAUAGAAAGACAACACAACCGAAAGUCCUUAACACAGAUAUUUAAUAUCUCUCUCUUUUUCUGUUUUCUUUUCCAUCCCCCAUUUUUUUCUCCAGCGGAGUCUUCUAUGGGUCAAAAGAAAACAUUGUUCGUUUGCGUUUUUUUCGUGAUGGUGCUUUUUAAUGGGUUUAAUUGCGUCCAUGGACGAACCCUAAGAAACAUGAAAGUUGAUGAUAAGAUGAAUGUUGGUCAUGAUGAUAGCAAGACGAUGAAGGCUAUGAACAACGAUCUGAUAGUUGAUGAAAAGGCGGUCCAGCUCUCGCAGCCACCUCCUUCGCCAACACCGGAAAGUAAAGAUGCAGAAGAUUUCAGGCCUACAACACCUGGUCAUAGCCCUGGGAUUGGCCAUAGUUUAUCGCACAACUAA